AUGGGGAAGACAGGCCUGUUGAGUUUCCUGCAGUUUACAGAAUGUGAGAAUAUUAGGCUGGUCGGACCUUCGCGUUGCUCUGGCAGAGUGGAGGUCUUCCACAAAGGCAGUUGGGGAACUGUCUGUCACGAUCAGUGGAGCAUUGCUAACGCUGAGGUGGUGUGUCGAGAGUUAAGCUGCGGGACAGCUAUCGAGGCCAAAAAAGACGCCUUCUUUGGACAGGGAAAGGAUGAGAUCUGGUUGGAUGACGUACAGUGUACUGGGCAUGAGUCUUCCAUCCUUCAGUGUCAGCACAAACCGUUUGGGGUAAAUAACUGUGGCCACAAUGAAGAUGCAGGAGUGGUCUGUUCAGACAGUCAACCCAUUCGGCUGGUGAAUGGGACUAAUCGCUGCUCUGGUAGAGUGGAAAUCUACUAUAAAGGACAAUGGGGAACAGUCUGUGAUGACAAAUGGGGGAUGCAAGAUGCAGCUGUAGCUUGUCGAGAGAUGAACUGUGGGAAUGCUCUCUCAGUCAAGUACAAGGCUUACUUUGGGAGAGGUCAGGAUCAGGUUUGGUUGGAUGAGAUGGAGUGCACUGGUCAUGAAAUGUUACUCGGUGACUGCCCUCACAAAGAUUUUGAAGAACAUGACUGUGACCACAGUGAAGAUGCUGGUCUUGUGUGCUCAGGUAACACAGGCUCUGUUCUGCUUGUGAACGGCAUUGACCGAUGCUCUGGCCGAGUGGAGAUUCUGCAUGACGGCCAGUGGGGAACAGUGUGUGAUGAUGAGUGGGACUUAAGAGAUGCUGAGGUGGUGUGCAAGGCCAUGGACUGUGGAACACCUCAGAGAGUUAAACCUGGUGCCUUCUUUGGUGAAGGCCAAGGAGUGGUCUGGCUGGAUGAUGUCAACUGUCUGGGUAAUGAGACGUCACUUGUGCACUGCAGACGUUCCUCCUUUGGAGAAAAUAACUGUGGUCAUGGUGAAGAUGCAGGAGUGAUUUGUUCAGCUGUCAUUCGACUAAUCAAUGGGACUGACCUGUGCUCAGGAAGAGUGGAGGUCCACUAUGGGGAACACUGGUCACAAGCAUUUAAUGUUAACUGGGGAAUGAAUGAAGCUGCUGUGGUGUGCAGAGAGAUGAACUGUGGAGAUCCUGUCAAGAUCUCAGAGUCAUUUGGUAAAGGUCGAGAUCUGAGAGGGUACGAGAUUCGCUGUAACGGCAGAGAGAGUUCUCUCACGCAGUGCACGUUUAGAGACCAUACCAGAUCUAUCACCGAUGGUACUGAAGAUGCCUCUGUGGUAUGCUCAGGAAACGUGAGAUUAACUGGUGGAUCUACUCGUUGUGAUGGAAGAGUAGAGAUUUAUGACAAAGGUCAGUGGGGGACUGUGUGCGCUGAUUCCUGGGACAUGAAUGAUGCAACAGUGGUGUGCAGACAGUUGGACUGUGGGAAACCUCACAAGCUUAAUGAGGUUGGCCCUGGGAGCUUGGCAGUGCGGUUGGUUAACAGUACUGAUGAGUGCUCUGGGAGAGUGGAGGUCCGUCACGGCGAGCAGUGGCACGCAGUAUGUGACACAGACUGGACUCUAAGUAAAGCUGGAGUGGUGUGUGAGCUGCUGGAGUGUGGACGUGCCGUGAAUGCUCCUGGCGCUGCUUUUUUUGGCCAAGGCACACAAGUCCGGUUGGUGGAUGGCUCAGGUGAAUGCUCCGGCAGAGUGGAGGUCUUCUAUAAAGGACAGUGGGGAACUGUGUGUGAUGACGAUUGGGAAAUGAGCGAUGCUGAUGUGGUAUGCAGACAGCUUGAUUGCGGUCAUGCCAUUUCAGCACCUCUAAGUGCCCAUUUUGGUAGAGGCUCUGGUCCAGUAUGGCUGGAUAAUGUGGGAUGCUCAGGCCAAGAGUCUGCUCUUACUCAUUGUUCACACGAUGGUUUUGGAGAAAAUAACUGUGGGCACGAUGAAGAUGCCAGCGUUAUCUGCUUAGGUGGUCAACAGAAGCCCAAAAUCACAAUAAGUCCUGCUCCAGAGGUGAACUGGGGUGACAAAGUUGAAAUUACCUGCACGCUAGUAACAGAACGCAUGGUGGACUUAAGCCAAAAGGGUUCAUACUACUGUGAAUAUCAAAAGGUGUUGCCCAGUGAAGUCAUCUACUAUCCUCAAGGAAAUCCUGCUGACCUUUCCGUUGUAGGUCAGUAA
This is a messenger RNA of Pelmatolapia mariae (spotted tilapia), 2166 nucleotides long. RefSeq names its product deleted in malignant brain tumors 1 protein-like. The transcript is spliced from 11 exons. Lineage: Eukaryota; Metazoa; Chordata; Actinopteri; Cichliformes; Cichlidae. Bases 1 to 2166 code for a protein of 721 amino acids. Gene Ontology annotation, biological process: zymogen activation. The record is from RefSeq and is a predicted model, not a curated record. Gene Ontology annotation, molecular function: serine-type endopeptidase activity. Gene Ontology annotation, cellular component: plasma membrane.